Molecule: messenger RNA, 3339 nt
Organism: Didymella exigua CBS 183.55
Lineage: Eukaryota; Fungi; Ascomycota; Dothideomycetes; Pleosporales; Didymellaceae
Exons: 4
Coding region: 1-3339 (1112 amino acids)
Cellular component (GO): cytoplasm
Molecular function (GO): ATP binding; ATP-dependent chromatin remodeler activity
Source: RefSeq, a predicted model, not a curated record
AUGGAUGACGCGAUCGAUCUGGAUAUGGGCGAUGGCUCGCUUUAUAGUGCGCAGUCAGCCUCCUCUUCACUCGCCAUCCAGCAGUGUAUCGACGAGUCACAUGACCUCGCCAAUGACCUCCACCAAGCAACAUCAUAUGAGCUGUUGCCCGACAACACCGAUUCGAUAGCCAACAAGCUAACACUGCUUUCUCCAGCUGAACAAUCCGCGCAACAGAAUCGAACACCGCCUGCAACGCCUCGCUUUGACCCUGCGGCGCUGCUUGGCCCGAAAUCAGCAGCCAAGCGACCAGCGUCUAUUUCCGAAGGCAGCGAAAGCAGUCGCACAGAUCUAACAAGCGCGGGUCAAUUAUCGCUCGUUGAGCGUCUGCAUAACGUUCAAGAGCGAGCUGCCUCUCCUGCGAAGCGUGUCAGGACAACCGAGCAGCAGCAGCAGAUGAAGAAGCCCUCGAAUGGUGGUUCGUUUGGCGGUGGCAGCGCGCUUGUUCUGAACCAAAACAGAGGUGCUUCUAUAUCUCCACCCGCACCGGUUGAUCUGACCAUGAGUGACGAUGACGAGGUUAAAGUGGUUCAUGACAACUCGUCACAGAUGAUUUGCAUCGGCAAGCUCGAGCAGACAUAUAUCAGCAUGCACACAGUGCCGUUCCCUGACCCCAAGAAGUACAUGGGCAACAACGGCGCGUUGGGCAGGAUCAAGGUCGGCUUUCGCAGAGCUGGUCAACGAGGAGAUGUUAUAAUCAUCGUCACAGAUGCUGCAGGGAAGGAGUUUGGCAGAGUCGACGGCAAAACUGCGCAAGCUAUGGUACCUCUCAUGGAUAGCUCGAGAAACAAUGGUCUGAAAUGGGUUGCCUGGACCGAUCCGCGGAAGCGUCAUGGAGCCGAACCCAACACACCUGGAACACCGCACCAGACUCUCAUCUCCAUGACCUUGCAGCUGUACUGCCCGCGCAGUCAUGCUUAUGGCAUUGGGAAACACCUCAAAAACAGAAACGCGAAGCUGACGCGGCCUUUAUGGGAACUCGGAAAGUACGAUUACUUCAACCCACAGACACAAGAAGCCAUGACCAAGACGCAGAUGGAACAUCCAACCUUGGAUGCCCACUCAAAUCUGCGCGCCGGGCAUGCGGCGAUGCCAAUGGUCAACUACGCCAUCCGUACCGCCGACGAGAUCCGCGACGAUGUUCAGAAUGUCUUUGAUUCUGUGAUUGGCACCUCAGAGGAAGUGCCAACGCGCGAGCCAUCUUCACACAUCAAGACUGGACUAUAUCCUCAUCAGAAGCAAGCCUUGUACUUCAUGUGGAAUCGCGAGCAGGAACACACCGGCGAUGCGGCUGAGAAGUCCGACCCGCUCUGGAAGCCGCGCUACCGUGAUAACGGCCGCAAGAAGUUCAUUCACAUCAUCACUGGCGAGGAGCAAGAUGAGAAGCCUAAGCCCUGCCGAGGCGGCAUCCUUGCAGACGAGAUGGGUCUGGGCAAGACGCUCAGCGUGCUGUCCCUUGUUUCUGACGACACUUCGAUCAGGGAUGCUCGAGAGUUCGCGGCGAAGAAGCCGCCACAGAUUCAAGAUGAGAAAAACAUCACAGUCAUCCAGCCUACCAUCAACAGUCGAGCCACACUUUUGGUGUGCCCUCUCAGUACCAUGACAAACUGGAAAGAGCAGAUUAAAGACCAUUUCCCUGUUGGUGGUGCACUCAAGUGGACCCGCUAUCACGGCAGCGAGCGUUUCGACAUGAGUGCGAGUGAGUUGGCAGACUACGAUAUCGUGGUUACUACAUAUCACAUCAUCGCCAAAGAUAUGAACGACGGGAAGCGGGCCCUGCCUUGGAUUAACUGGUUUCGCAUCGUGUUGGAUGAAGCCCACACUAUCCGAAACCAGACUCAGCAGUCGAGGGCGACUAUUGCAAUUCCAGGCCAGCGCCGAUGGGCGGUUACCGGAACGCCUGUCCAGAACCGUCUCGAAGAUCUCGGUUCGUUGUUCAGCUUCAUCAAGUUGAAGCCCUUCGACACCACUUACGGCUUCAACCUCUACAUCAUCAGCCCUUUCAAGGCGGCCGAUCCAGAAGUCGUGCCCAAGCUGCAACUCCUUGUCAGCGCAGUCACGAUUCGCCGAACGAAGGAGAUCAUCAAGGACGAAGUACCUAAGCGCACAGACACGAUCGUUAGGCUGAAGUUCUCCAAGGCCGAGUCGCAGCUUCACGACUGGUUCGAGAAGGAUACACAGCGCAAGGUCAAUGCCGUCACGACGGGUGAGAAGAUGGGCGGUCACUCGUACGCGCGUAUCCUGACAGCUAUCCUCAACCUGCGUCUGAUCUGCGCUCAUGGUCGUGACUUGCUCAGUGAAGAGGCGCUGAAGACCACUGAUGGCAUGUCGGAAGACCAGCCAAUGGAGAUCAACGACGAGGAGGAGGAGCUGUCGUCGCUUAAUCAGCAACAAGCUUACGACAUGCUCGAUAUGCUCGGUCAGACGAGCGCAGACACAUGCGCCUACUGCCACAAGUCCGUCUUGGAGGACGUCGACACAGACGACGAAGAUGAGGAUGGCGAACCUCCCAACUUAAUCGGCUAUAUGACUUCCUGCUACCACGUCGUCUGUCCAAAGCACAAGAAGAAGUUAAUGACAGACUUUACGAACAACGGUAUCGAGGAGGGCAAGGUAACCUGUCACUUCUGUGAAGACAAGGUCAAGCCUUCGCUGUUCCAGCUCCUGCGCGACCAGUAUCAAGUCUUCUGUGAAACGCGGGAAAAGAUGCGUCGGGAUCCAAAACUGUCAAAGAAGAUCAACAGCUACGCCGGACCACAUACAAAGACGCAAGCUUUACUCAACGACCUCCAAGAGUUUCACAGCUGGGACUUAGCUCACCCUGAAGAGCGGCCGAUCAAGAGCGUCGUUUUCUCAAGCUGGACAACACACCUCGACCUCAUUGAAAUCGCGCUCAAGAACCACUCGCACACGUACGUCCGCCUUGACGGCCGCAUGACGCGCGAAGCCCGCGACAAAUCCAUGAACAUGUUCCGGUCUGACCCCUCGAUCCGCGUAAUGCUCGUGUCCAUCGGCGCCGGCGGACUGGGCCUCAACCUGACCACUGCCAACAAAGUGUUCAUGAUGGAGCCGCAGUUCAAUCCUGCUGCUGAAGCGCAGGCUGUGGAUCGUGUCCACCGGCUUGGACAGGACAGAGAGGUUACGAUUAAGCGGUUCAUCAUGGAUGGUAGUUUUGAGGAGAAGAUGCUUCUUCUGCAGGACAAGAAGAAGGCGCUUGCGGAUCUCACGAUGACGAAGAAGAGGAAUAAGAGCGAGGAUAGUAAGCGAAGGUUGGAGGAGCUGAGGAGCUUGUUCAGGUAA